Messenger RNA from Cimex lectularius (bed bug), 2054 nucleotides. Its product is annotated as fatty-acid amide hydrolase 2-A-like. NCBI's taxonomy places the organism in Eukaryota, Metazoa, Arthropoda, Insecta, Hemiptera, Cimicidae. The transcript has 12 exons. The coding region runs from base 383 to 1954 and encodes 523 amino acids. The record is from RefSeq and is a predicted model, not a curated record.
UGUUUAUUAUUUUGGAAAGUACGUUCAAAAUUUGUUUUUCAUUUCAGAAUAGAAAUUACAAUUCACUCUUUGCGCUAAUUAUUUCAAAGAUACCAGGUACAGCCGUCUGUGAUCAUCUCCUGCGGGACGCCCCUUGCAGGGGUUCCUCGGGUAAAGGACAAAACUCGAAAAUUCGUUGGAUAGAAAAAAAGAGAGAAAAAAGAGGAAGGAUUGGCUGGAGAACAUGGAAUAAGAGGGGCAGGCGAAUUAAUCGCGGGCUAUCACACCGUCUGCCGUCAGUCUCCACUCUCUCCACGUACGAUCGUGAACGAGGGGUCAGACCAUUCCUGGUAAUCUACUACGUUACGCAGUUUAUAAGGAAGGACGGAUCGUCGAUUGCAACAUGGAGAUCGGCGUGCGGAUACUUGGUGCGGUGCAGCUAAUCAUUUCACUCCUUCUGAUCCCAGUAUUUUACCUGUUGUCAUUCAGGAAAAUCAAAUAUGUACCUCCAAUUAAAUCUGACUUGCUCAAACUCAGUGCUACACAAUUAGCGAAAAAAAUUAGAAAUAAAGAGCUCACUAGCCAAGAAGUAGUUGAAGCUUACAUUGCACGAAUAAGAGAAGUAAAUCCACUACUCAAUGCUGUGGUAGAAGAUAGAUUUGAAGACGCAAGACAAGAUGCGAUCAACGUAGAUAAGUUAAUAACAUCUGGUCAAAAAGACUCAAAGACAUUAGAAGAGGAAACACCACUUCUUGGAGUCCCCGUGACAGUGAAAGAGAGCUGUUGUGUAAAAGGUAUGUCUUACUGUGUUGGCUCAUUACCCAGAAUGGGCGUUAAGGCUGAGCAAGAUGGCCAGGCUGUUAGCAAUAUAAAAAAAGCCGGUGGGAUUCCAUUGUGUGUCACUAACACACCAGAACUGUGUUUGUGCUGGGAGAGUAACAACCUAGUCACCGGGAAGACGAACAAUCCUUAUAAUAUUUACAGAACCUCUGGUGGAUCAUCUGGUGGAGAGGGAGCACUCCUAGGUGCAGGUGCUUCUUUGGUUGGAAUCGGCUCAGAUAUUGCAGGUUCGAUUAGAAUCCCGGCAAUGUUUAAUGGAGUUUAUGGCCAUAAACCAACGCCGAGGAUGAUUUCUCUUGAGGGCCACUAUCCUAUAUCAAAAGAUGAUAAAUUUUCUAAGUUUUUAGUACUUGGUCCGUUGACCAGGUAUGUUGAAGAUUUGACUCUGAUGAUGAAAGUAAUGGGAGGAGAAAAUGCAAAAAUGCUUCAUUUAGACCAAGAGGUCAAUUUGGGUAGUAUUAAUGUAUUCUAUCAAGAAUCGGCUGGUUUUUCCCUUGUCAACGUAGGUGUUCAAGAUGAAAUAACAACAAGAAUGCUUGAAGCAGCUGCUUACUUGAAAAACAAUCAUGGAUGCACAGUUAGAAAAGGAAAUUUUGAUUUAGGCGACUCGGUUGAAAUGAGUGGUGCGGUGUUUUUAGGAUUAAAUGAUAUCCCCCAUCUUUUAGAUAUUUCAAAGAUAAAGAAAAGGACUGAGAUGAGCGUGUAUGUUGAAUUUUUCAAAUCUCUUCUUGGAUUAUCUGAGUUUUCUAUUAAUGGUAUGCUGUUCAUGCUUCUGCUUGAGCACAGAUUAAUGAUUUCUGAAUCGACAUAUCCUUACUACAACAAACUCAAUGAAAUGCUCAAGCAGUCAUUUGCUGAAUCUCUCAAAGACAAUGGAGUUUUACUGUACCCUACAUUCCCAGUAGCUGCACUCCAUCAUGGUGAAAUAUUUGUCAAAACAGCUGGUGUUAUGUACACAAUAAUUUUUAACUCAUUGGAACUACCGUCAACACACGUGCCACUAGGAUUAGAUAAAAAUGGCCUUCCAAUUGGCAUACAGGUUGUUGCAGCGCCAUACCAAGACAGGCUUUGUUUGGCCGUGGCAAAAGCCCUCGAUGAAAAAUACAGAGGAUGGAUUCCUCCUCCUUCUGCUUAAUUGUACAUACUUAAAUUUUACGCAACUGUUAAACAUUUUGAAAAUAUGUAUACAUUUUGAUUUCUUUUGUUUUGUAAUAAACUUCAUCUUUUUAUCAGAA